CUCGAGGUAAGGUGUGGCCUGCGGCAGGUUGGCUCGAGGAGCAAGGGAGAGUGAGUGAGGAAGAAAAAGAUAGAAGGUGAGACACGAGAAUCGUCGUUGGUAGUGUGCGAAGAAAGAGAAGGAACGACGAAAAAGGAGAAGAGGAGGAAAAAAAGAACAGGAAGUCGGUACGGCAACUGAGGGAAGACGCGUCGAGCGAUGCUGGAGGGAUUCGUGAGGUGAGGGCGACGGUCUGGUCUCAGACCGAGUACCUACCUUGUUCGCUUCGACCGAUUCGGUUCGGUCCAGCGUGUACCGCGCAGCAUCCUUUUCUCGAGAGGAGGGCAAGAAAGAUCCGAGGAUUCCGUUGAGCGCGUGGCAACACAGCAAAUAAUUCCGUGGAGAAAAAGUGUUUCGGAGUCACGUCUAUCCGUCACCCGAAGAUAAUGCCACUAUCCGCGACAGGUCGAGAUGAAGUCGGUUCGCGCGAACCUCGAAACCCGUGGUUGAGAUAAAUUCAGAAAGUGACCAGCGUGGAUCAUGCAUUUCCCCACCGAGCUGGAACAGUCCGCGGCUGUGGCGUUAAUUGGGCCUGUCGUCUUUAUUUACGAAAGGAUCAAUAAUCGAGACGAGCUGGUGGCAGUGGAGAAGGAGAAGGAGGAGGAGGAGGAGGUGGUGGAGUAGAAACGGCGUUGAAGUGCUACAGGAAGUAAUGGCAACACGUGAGAAUAAAGCUCAGGAACGCGAACGUGCGUCCGGAUGUCUCUGAGAAACACGUUCCAUCAUAUAAGUCCAAGUGCCAUUUCAUUGUAUUUGAUAAAUGUUAAGUACACGUAUGCUUGUUUUGCACUAUCCGCAGAAACAAAUUAAUAACAAGUUUACGUUCUGUGAAAUAUCAUGCGUGUGUACUUAGAUCAUCUUGCGCCAAUCUUUAGUAACAUGUUAUUCAAAAGUGCCAUAGAAAGGAAGAGAUUCUUCUAAUGUCGUGAAGCGGAGGACAUCUGCUUUGUAGAAUACAAUGGAAGGUAGAGAGGUCUUUGCGACAAAGGAAUUGCUUCUGUGAAAAAAGAAGGGUGUGUUUUAAAAGAAUUAAAGACCAAAGAAGCAUCAGGAAUUUGAAUUAAAACUUGCAACAUGCCUGGUGGAAAUGCUAUGGAGGAUGAUCUUGUGGGUCCUGAGUGGCUCUUGAGAGAACUUAGAUCACACAACAGUCCCAGCAAGCUUCUUAUCCUAGAUUGUAGAGCACAUUCUGAUUUUUCUGAAACUCACAUAAGAGGUUCGGUUCCUUUAGCUAUACCUAGUAUCAUGCUAAGGAGGCUGGCAGCAGGUAAAGUUGAUUUGUUAUCAACUAUAAGGUGCUCGGAUCUAAGAAAUAGAGUUGAAGUGUUUCUGUGUGGCGAAGAAAGCAGUAGAGGGACAUUUGUGUUGAUUGGUGACUCUACAGGCCCUGCAGGACAUCAGGGUGAAACAAUUCAAGUUUUAAGUCGAAGAAUUAGAAACAGUGGAGGAUGUGUAGCUAUUUUAAUUGGUGGUUUUGGAGCAUUCAGAGAUAGAUAUCCUGAAUGGUGCGAAGGCAGUCAAGCUAGCGGCGAAGGACCUCCUGGUCAAGAUGCUAAUGAAGGUGAAUUAAUGGGUCUUAGAUCCCUUCGAAUAUCUACUCCACCAACAAGGUCUUAUUCAGAUUCUGACAGUGAUAGUACAUGUGAUUCUGUUGGGCCUGAAGAAGAUAAAGACUUUCCAGUUGAAAUUUUGCCUCAUUUGUAUCUUGGAAAUGCAGCCAAUAGCGAGGAUAGGGAAGCGUUAGCACGUCACAGGAUACAAUACAUUCUCAAUGUAACUCCAGAUUUGCCAAAUGUAUUUGAAAACGCUGGUUCGAUAAAAUAUAUGCAAAUACCCAUAAGCGAUCAUUGGAGCCAGAACUUAGCUAGUUUCUUUCCACAAGCAAUUCAAUUCAUUGAGGAAGCUCGAAGCUCGGACAAAGGAGUGCUGGUUCACUGUUUAGCUGGAGUAUCGCGGUCCGUCACAAUUACUGUAGCCUACCUUAUGCACAAGUGUAGCCUCAGUUUAAAUGACGCUUUUAAUUUAGUACGUAGUCGAAAAUCUAACGUUGCUCCAAAUUUCCAUUUUAUGGAGCAAUUACAUAGUUUUGAAAAGGAACUGAGAGAUCGGGGUGACAGAAACAGGGGGAAUGAUCAAAGAUGUAUUGGGGCAUGUCGACCUGGAGGUCCUUGCAAUUGUCCAGCACCUAGUUUUCUCAGCCCUAUCGAUUUAGGUCUCAGUCCAGAUUCAGGUAUAGAAUUUGAUAGAUGGGCGGCGAGUACGCCGGCCGAAUGAGACGGGUCAGGGGGGACCCAAUAUAAAUUUUAGGUCCCUCCUAGUAUGUCACAUGUCAUAGUAGAAAAGCCCUAAUUGAAGGGUACGGGAAACGAAAUUUUACAUUUUGCUAGGGAAAUGAUGAUCGAAAUACGGUGUAAAAGUAGACGAUCAGAUAUGUUUGUUGCGUACUAACUGACGAAGUUGUUAAACGGCUGAGCCUUUCCACUAUUUUUCUAUAUAAAUUCUUUCCUAAGGCUUUGCAGCCAUGAUCUAUUACCACAUAAUAGAAAUUGAACGAUAACUAAGUAAUGGACAUUGUUUCUUAGAAUAUACUCCGAACGAUUCGGAUGUAAACAAAUAUUUAAUUUUACGAGAAAAAUAACAAAUGUUCUUGUUAUGAUUCUAAAUCCUUACAUUUCUCGUAUAUUGUCAAAUUAUUAUAAGGUAUAAAUCAUAUUGCAAUCUAGGGGGGGGGAAAAAAAUAGGUAGGACUGCGGAGGUUCUAUGACUUUUUUUCUAAGUUGUCAGGGUAGCAUUAAACAUUGAAAGUAUUUUAUAUUCGAAAUCUGUACUUUCUUACUAUAUACUACAAUUGUAAUUGUAUAUUCUGAAAUUAUGCUUCCAAUUUCGAAGUUCUUCGUGCAAAUUAUUAUAGUGCCCGAGACACAUUGAAUUUGUUGUUUAAUACUAUGUUGUUCCCACAUGUUUCUAGGAUACAAUUUUAUACAUACACUAUAUCUUGAAUGACAAAAUCUAUAUUUUUAAUACUUAUUCCCUGAACCCUUCAAUUAAUGAGGCUGUGUUUGUUUCAUCUCAGACGAUGCUUACUAUGGAAUGAAAUAUUCUCUAACAAAUUAAGUCGUCAACCAGGCAAUCACGAGUAGUUGAAGUAAAAAUCACUGCUUAAUACACUAAGUUUAAGUUAUCGGAGGUACAAAAAUUGAAAAAUGUCUCGUACUCAGCAGUUAGAUUUUAAAUUAUAUACAUAUAUAUACAUAUACGAGCAUAUGUAUAUGUAUGUAUGUGUAUAUACGUACACGUAUAUGUAAAGUAAUUUGAAACUCAAGCGUAAUUUUUGACAUAGUUUUUCAAUACACAAAAGUGACUUAUCUUGAGAAGCGUAUUCUCGCUGCAUUGUGACUUUCAAGAUGCAAAGUUGGUAUGCACGGUUUCUCGAGUGAAUAUCUCGGUUAAAUAAAUUUAAGGAGUACAUCUUAUGGAUCAGUGCAUUUCUAUAGGGCAUUCCGAAUCUCUCCUACUUCCGAAAAAAAAUCAGGGUCGUCGUAGACACAUAGGAGUUCAGAAGCUUUACGUUUUGAAUUAAGCUGGGUGAAAAGUAUCUACAGUUACUUUUACCAAGAAGUCUAAUAGUCAUGAAAUGGAAAGAGAAAUGACUCGUAUACAUCAGAAUUCUGCCAGUACAAGUAAAAUUGGUCUUUGAAAUUUUUUAUAGAAUUUUUUUAUACGGCGGUCUUGAUUCUGUGCGUCGAUACAAGAAUGCAACUAAUUAUACGCUGUACAGCAAUUUGAACACUAAAUUUUGAAUUGUACGAAUCAGCACUGUUUCUAUUAUCUUACAGAUCUCAGAUAUAUAUUUAAAAUUAUUUUUGUAAAAAAGAAAAACGAAUCGCAUUCACAUUCCCAUAAUGAGCCACAAUGACCUGAUAUACUGUAAACUAUCUUUCAUGUACUAUAUGUAUUGUUCAUUGAGCAUAAUUGAGGUUAAUAUGAGUGUACACAGUGAAUGUUAUUUUCCAUGUAAUUAACUACAAAGUUGUGGUAAUGAACUCUUGAUUAUUGCGGGAGUGAAAUUGAUAUACAACUAAGGAAAUAUAUAUUUGACGUUAAUGUAAUAACAAUAUUCUACUAUUACACUGUUGUCUGUUGUAUGUUUAUCGAGCGCGAUACUCGAAAGAUUUAAUCAAAUAUUAUGUAUAUUAUAUAAAUUAUUAUUUUAUAUUCAUCGUUGUACAUAUAUUUUAAUUAAUUUUCAUUAGAAAUACAACUUAU
Messenger RNA from Colletes gigas, 4305 nucleotides. RefSeq names its product dual specificity protein phosphatase Mpk3 (gene Mkp3). Gene Ontology annotation, biological process: protein dephosphorylation; negative regulation of MAPK cascade. The transcript is spliced from 4 exons. Lineage: Eukaryota; Metazoa; Arthropoda; Insecta; Hymenoptera; Colletidae. The record is from RefSeq and is a predicted model, not a curated record. Bases 1114 to 2313 code for a protein of 399 amino acids. Gene Ontology annotation, molecular function: protein tyrosine/threonine phosphatase activity; MAP kinase tyrosine/serine/threonine phosphatase activity. Gene Ontology annotation, cellular component: cytoplasm; cytosol.